UAUCGAGUAAACAUCGAUAUUUGACCCAGCUCUACAGACUGACAUCAUUCCCGCACACAAAACACCAAAAUAAAGAGAAAUCGAGCGAAAAUGGAGGCCCUGGACAUUCUGGAGAAGCGCAUCGAUGCUCUGACGCGAGUCCUGGGUCCCGUGCAGGAUUCGGAGGCGGGGGAGGGCGUAGUGGACGCCCUGUGCUCGGCACACGCCCUCCUGGGCGAAGCCACUACGGGCAGUGUUCCACUGCAGCAGUGUGUGAAGCGAUCUAGCGAACUGGAGAAGUACCUGGACCCCAACUUCCUGGAGGAGCAGCAGCAGGUGCGCUCCAAGGAGGUCUACCUGCACGCCGUGGCCCCCGAGCUGCACACCCAGGCCGAGCAGCUGGAGAGGAUCAGGCAGCUGGAACCCGCUCUGGGGGCGGAGUACUUCCGCAGCAUUCCCGCCGAGUGCCUGGACCAGCUGAAGGGUAUCACCCAGAACAACGGGGAGUACGCCCAGCAGAGCGAACUCAUCGAGGAGAGCCUGGUCUUGGCCAUGAAGCGGUACGGCGAAAUCCAGGCGGGAUUACUCAGCUCCCUGGACGCCAUGAGCGACCGGCUGGACCAGGUGGAGGAGCGCAUGGAGCAGCGGAAGCGGGCGGAGCUCAGCAAGGAUGUGCCGCCCAAGGAUUGAGCGACUAUAGCUCCAAAGACUGCUGAAAGUAUUUUGUACGACCCUGUUUCCAAAUCCUUUCCUUAGUCACUUUUGGCUUUUUGCUCAAUUCGGUUUCUAAAGAAAAGUCUUGGAUCAAUUUCAUGUAAGCUCGAUGUGAAAACUGAAAUAGAAGCAAUUCGUAAGCAAACUUGAUUGGAAUUGGAAAUGGAAUCCGGGAUUUUAGAUUUCCUAAUCACUUUUUAUCGAGAAGUGGCUAAUGAUGCUCUUUCAAUUGUAAGUUUCCUUUUUAAAAAUUAUUUAAUAAUAGCACAAUAAAUUAAAUUAACCAAAUAAAACGGCUAAAAAUAAUUUA
This is a messenger RNA of Drosophila gunungcola (fruit fly), 1003 nucleotides long. RefSeq lists its product as uncharacterized. The transcript has a single exon. Gene Ontology annotation, biological process: cytoskeleton-dependent cytokinesis. The coding region runs from base 91 to 669 and encodes 192 amino acids. Lineage: Eukaryota; Metazoa; Arthropoda; Insecta; Diptera; Drosophilidae. The record is from RefSeq and is a predicted model, not a curated record. Gene Ontology annotation, cellular component: dynactin complex.